AUGGAUUAAUUAGAAUUAUUGAAAAUAUGGAGAGGGAUCAUUGUAGCAUUGCAAUAGAAAUACAGUGAUAUUAAUGGUGCAUUUUCUGAUUUGGAUGUUAAUAAUUCAGGAGAAAUAGAAAUCGAUGAUUUGGCCUCAGAGUUAAAGAAAAAUCAUAAUAUUCAAUCUGAUGAAACCAUAAAACAGCUUUUUGAAUACUUAAACACUUCAAAAUCAGGAGCAAUAAAUUUAGAGGAAUUCGAGAAUCAUUGGACAUAAGUUGAUUAAAAUAUAAAGUAAGCAACAAAUCAGUUAAAGUUUUAAAAACAAAAAUUAGAUAAUGAACAAUAACUUUUGAUAUCUUCUGAAUAGAAAUCAGCCUAAUAAUUCUCUGAUCUAUUUAAAAGUUAUGCAUCAGGAAAUUCACCAAACAAAUAUAUUAAUGUUUAAGGUGAUUUCCAAAUUAACCAUUUCACUUAAACCACUGGGACUCCUCCUAAUUAUCAAUAACAACGCCCUCUCAAUUUUUUGGAUAAUUUCAAUUAUAAUAAGAAAAUAUCACCGCCAAAACACUCCUAUUUAUUAAAAAGUAGAGCUGAAAUUCAGUAGGAUAGACUUAGAGAUAUGUAAAAAAGGAUUACCAAUAUAUUUAAUGGGAAACCAGAACCGAAAAAUUCAUCUCCAAGAUUAAGAUAGGAAUUUGAUAUCUAUCUCAAUAACAAAUUAAACAAACCAAACACAACCAGAAGGUAGGCUUCAUAUCCUUAAUUUUCAUUUGAUUUUUAAAUUAUCUAUCCAUAGAGAAAAACUCAAAGAAAUUUUGAAUAAAGAUUUUCCUUUAAUCAAAGAACAGAUCCUUCUCCUAAUAGAUCUUAAGACAGAAUUUCCUUAUAAUAAUAUGCGUACUAAUUCUUUGAUAGAGUUUACGAGCAUAAACAAACUUCAUCUCUUUUAGGAUUCCAAAAGAAAUAAUAGAUCUAACCUAAAACAACAUUUAUGUUCAGAUUAUGA
This is a messenger RNA of Paramecium tetraurelia, 990 nucleotides long. RefSeq lists its product as uncharacterized. Gene Ontology annotation, molecular function: calcium ion binding. Lineage: Eukaryota; Ciliophora; Oligohymenophorea; Peniculida; Parameciidae. The record is from RefSeq and is a predicted model, not a curated record. The transcript is spliced from 2 exons.